Molecule: messenger RNA, 5457 nt
Organism: Coregonus sp. 'balchen'
Lineage: Eukaryota; Metazoa; Chordata; Actinopteri; Salmoniformes; Salmonidae
Source: the annotation of a GenBank genome assembly
AUGGUGAGUAAUGAUCGACACCUCCCUUUAAAUAGCUGGCUGCAGUGCUGACCUAGCUGCCAUACCCAAACUAGGCACACCCUCUCACAUCCCUGAGCAAUGUCACUGCUCCUCCCCCACCCAUACCCAGCUUGUUCUGUCAAACUACAGGGCUGGAGAAAUGGCUGUGUGAAAGUAGUUGCCCCAGUCUCUACAUGAGCUGAGUCAUAACAGUAGUAAAUUAAGUGUGGAGGGUUGUAGAAACAAAUGCAGGGAAAAAUACCUUAAAAUCACAAGGACCUCACUGUAGACAUUUGGGUCACUUUUGUAGAUUCAGUUCUAGAUUUGAGGUGUUUCUUUCUGUAACGGUUCCUUAACUUCCCCUGACUAUGGCAAAAAAAGAAACGCAACAUGCAACAAUUUCAGAUAUUUUACUGAGUUACCGUUCAGAUAAUACAUUAAUUAGGCCCUAAUCUAUGGAUUUCACAUAACUGUGAAUACAAAUAUGCAUCUGUUAAUCAUAGAUACCUUUUUUUUAAAGUAGGGGCGGCGGAUGAAUGGCACGACAAUGGGCCGCAGGAUCUCGUCACGGUAUCAUUCAAAUUGCCCUUGAUAAAAAUGCAAUUGUGUUCAUUGUCCGUAACUUAUGCCUGCACAUACGAUAACCCCACACAAUGCCAUCUGCCCGGUAGAGUUAAAACCGGGAAUCAUCUGUGAAAAAAGUUGCAUUAAAUUUGAGAGAAGUAAGCUAUUUGUGCAUACUGAAAAUGUCUGAUACAAUUGACCUUGCUGCUACUGAAAGUUCAACCUAGCUUAAGGGAGAUAUUAUUCCAUCCUUCUACCAGAGGACAAAGCCUAGUUGGAUGGUGUGCCUGUUCUCCUGUUACUGUGGCAGGUGGUCCUGUUUUUAUAGUUGGGCCUUCCCAAAUCAACACAAUUCAUAAGGACUGGCAACACAUACAACCGCACAACUUUACGAGGUGCGUCCUUCUCUUGGCGUGUCACACUCAUAAACUUCUCUUCCUUGACUUUCUCGCUCCCUAUCUCCCAUCUCUGUAUAAUAAGCAAUUUUGGCCAGACAGGUGUUGUGCGUACGUAUCCAGCUCUGGUGCGCUGGUAUUUAGAAAUUAUAAGCUUGUUAUUAUCAGCUUCGCUCAUCCUUGGCGGCGCUUUCCCCUCAUCCUGUUCGCUGCGAGCUGGAAAUAUUUCAGUAGGGUGUGGCGGGACUUUUGGCCUUGCCUCAGACUCGUCAGCUCCUGUUAACAUUGUCGAUAGCUCAUUGACGCGCUGAGGGGGGUAGGGUUGCCUCUUGCCAAUCCUCCCAGUUCGGCCUUUAGUCUAGUGAGGCCUAAUCAGACUUUACCACCACUUUUCUUUUUUAUCACAUUUUUAUUGUCUCUACUGACCUCGGUCCAAGUUAGCAUUCCAAUGAGGGUGAGAUAUCGAGGGGAUGUAUCUCAAUCUAAAGUGGCUUCCUCUCAUCAAGCCAGUGGAGCCUAAAUGAAAGGAAGAUGAGAGUAGGCCAUAAUAAACUAUUGGGAUGCACCUUUGGUGUAGUGUGAUAACACAUUCAGUUAUUGUUUCUUUUGUUAAUGCUGUACAGUGUCUUAUCGACUGGGUGGCGUCACUGCAGUCUAGGCUCAACUAUGCUGCCGUCUGCCAAUACUGCAUUGCAAAAUUGGCUCAUCUCUCGCACAGGCACAUGACCUGCUGUUUGGUCCUUAGUGAAUCUAGAUCUCAAGCGCCGCCUUGUGUCCAUAACAUGUGUACACUACAUGGCCAAAAGUAUGUGGACACAUGCUCGUCGAACAUCUCAUUCCAAAAUCAUGUUGGUCCCCCCUUUGCUGGUAUAACCACCUCCACUCUUCUGGAAAGCCUUUCCCCUUGAUGUUGGAACAUUGCUGAGGGAACUUGCUUCCAUUCAGCCACGAGCAUUAGUGAGGUCGGGCACUGAUGUUGGGCGAUUAGGCAUGGCUCGCAGUCGGCGUUCCAAUUCAUCCCAACUGUGUUUGAUGGGGUUGAGGUCAGGGCUCUGUGGCAGGCCAGUCAAGGUCUUCCACACCGAUCUCGACAAACCAUUUCUGUAUGGACCUCGUUUUGUGCACUGGGGCAUUGUCGUGGUGAAACAGUAAAGGGACUUCCCUAAACUGUUGCCACAAAGUUGGAAGCACAGAAUCGUCUAGAAUAUCAUUGUAUGCUGUAUCGUUAAGGUGUCCCUUCACUGGAACUAAGGGGGCUAGCCCGAACCAUGGAAAACAGUCCUAGACCAAAGUCACUGAGCUCUUCAGUAAGACCAUUGUUUGUCUAUGGAGAUUGCAUGACUGCUUGAUUUUUAUUCACCCGUCAGCAAUGGGUGUGGAUGAAUAUACUGUAUGUAAAGUACACUGAGUUUACAAAACACCUUUUCUAAUAUUCAGUUACACCCCCUUUUGCCCCCACAACAGCCUCAAUUUGUCGGGGCAUGGCUCUACAAGUUUUCAAGUGUUCCACAGGGAUACUGGCCCAUGUUGACUCCAAUGCUUCCCACAGUUGUCAAGUUGGUUGGAUGUCCUUUGGGUGGUGGACCAUUCUUGAUACACACGGGAAACUGUUGAGCGUGAAAAACCCAGCAUACGUUGCAGUUCUUGACCCAAAGCAGUGCGCCUGGCAUCUACCAUACCCCAUUCAAAGGCACUUAAAUAUUUUGUCUUGCCCAUUCACCCUCUGAAUGCCAUACAUACACAAUCCAUGUAAAUUGUCAUGAGGCUUAAAAAUCCUUCUUUAACCCGUCUCCUUCAUCUACACUGAUUUAACAAGUGACAUCAAUAAGGGCUCAUAGUUUUCACCUGGUCAGUCUGUCAUGGAAAGAGCAGGUGUUCUUAAUGUUUUACACGCUUGAUAGAUCAGUUACAUGGCCUCAGACUAGGUUAAUGGCUAUGUCAAUACCGGUAGUCACCCGUUAAGAUGUGGCUAGGCUUCUGAGAUGGUAGCUGCAUACAGUUCAGUAUUUAAAGUAGGGCAGAUCUGACUCACUGCAGAGUUAGCUAAGCCAUGCUAGGAAGAACAGUGCAGUCAUAGUCCCAUUUCAACACACUGCAAACAAAUUGGGUCACCGUGCAAAUAUACACACAACUCAUAACUUUGGCUCGUAACUCUGGCGGCUUGCUCACCUGUCAUUUGUCACUCAGACAUGGGCAGGUUCCGUUUAUUUCCUCUGUUAGUGUAGAGCAGUGGUUCCCAACCUUUUUCCAUUACUGUACCACCAACUGAAUGUUGCUCUGCCUGAAGUACCCCCUCAUGAGCAUUUUACCAGUAAAAGCCUAUAGUCUUAUGAGUCUUCUCAAGUACCCCCUGUGUAUAGGCCAACCUGGGUUGGGAACCACUGAUGUAGAGUGCUACCACUUGGUGGUGAGAAACAGCAGUAAUACAAGUGCGAAAAUAGAUGCCCAAAUCCUUAAUCGACCUCAAAUAAACUCCUAUGCGUUGAGUGGUUUGUCAGGGUGCUCCACUGACUCCAUUUUCCAUUGGUGUCAUUGAAAGCCAAGUGUUUUUCCAUCAUCCAGUGCAGACUGUGCCGCCAAUGCAUCGGACCCUGUGGUCCUCUGUAGCUCAGCUGGUAGAGCACGGCGCUUGUAACGCCAAGGUAGUGGGUUCGAUCCCCGGGACCACCCAUACACAAUUUUUUUUUAUUAUUAAUUAUGCACGCAUGACUGUGUCGCUUUGGAUAAAAGCGUCUGCUAAAUGGCUUAUUAUUAUAUUAUAUUCAAUGUGUUAAUGUCUUUUGUCCCUGUUCAAAGAAAUCAUAAAUUAAUUGUUUGACUAACCCUGUGUUUUCUUGUCUCCAGCGUGAGUGUAUCUCUGUGCAUGUGGGUCAGGCUGGAGUCCAGAUGGGCAACACCUGUUGGGAGCUGUACUGCCUGGAGCACGGGAUCCAGCCGGACGGCACAAUGCCUAACAACAAGGCGGUCGGUAGCACUGACGACUCCUUCACCACUUUCUUCAGCGCCACGGGCAUCGGGAAAUACGUGCCCCGCGCCAUCUUCGUAGACCUGGAGCCCACUGUCAUUGGUUAGUAUUUGAGGGACCAUGCAGAGAAAAUGCACUGACUGAUUGAUACUGGGGAUGUGUAGGAAGAGCGCUUCAUCAAUAUGGUGGUACAGUUCAAAAGAAGCAUCAAGAACAGACUAAUUAACCCUGGUCUGUUCCCCUUUCUCAGAUGAGGUGCGUACAGGUACCUACCGCCAGCUGUUUCACCCCGAGCAGCUGAUCUCAGGGAAGGAGGACGCAGCCAAUAAUUACGCCCGUGGCCACUACACUAUAGGCAAGGAGAUCAUCGACCAAGUGCUGGACAGGAUCCGCAAAUUGGUGAGGGGAAACCGUCAGAUUUGAUAGAUUCAAUGGUGAUAUUAGGAUAACUCAUGGAUUUUUUGUGUGAAUGUCUUAUGAGAAAGGGUUUUAGCCUUGACUUAAUGUGUCUUAUCAGAGCUAGAAAACAUGCCUGUGUUUUCUGUGUCUUGACAGGCUGACCAGUGCACAGGGCUCCAAGGUUUCCUGGUGUUCCACAGCUUUGGAGGAGGUACCGGCUCUGGUUUCACCUCCCUGCUCAUGGAACGUCUCUCCGUUGACUUCGGGAAGAAGUCCAAGCUGGAGUUUGCCAUCUACCCUGCUCCCCAGGUGUCCACAGCUGUAGUGGAGCCCUACAACUCCAUCCUCACCACCCACACCACCCUAGAGCACUCUGACUGUGCCUUCAUGGUCGACAACGAGGCCAUCUACGACAUCUGCCGUAGAAACCUGGACAUUGAGCGCCCCUCUUACACCAACCUCAACAGGCUCAUCAGCCAGAUUGUCUCCUCCAUCACCGCCUCUCUCCGCUUCGACGGUGCCCUCAACGUGGACCUGACAGAGUUCCAGACCAACCUGGUGCCUUACCCCCGCAUCCACUUCCCCCUGGCCACCUAUGCCCCCGUCAUCUCAGCCGAGAAGGCCUACCACGAGCAGCUCUCUGUGGCUGAGAUCACCAACUCCUGCUUCGAACCCGCCAACCAGAUGGUAAAGUGCGACCCUCGCCACGGCAAGUACAUGGCGUGCUGCCUGCUGUACCGCGGAGACGUGGUGCCCAAGGAUGUCAACGUGGCCAUUGGCAACAUCAAGACAAAGCGGAGUAUCCAGUUCGUGGACUGGUGCCCCACAGGUUUCAAGGUGGGCAUCAACUACCAGCCACCCACCGUGGUACCAGGGGGUGACCUGGCCAAGGUCCAGAGAGCUGUGUGCAUGUUGAGUAACACCACAGCCAUCGCUGAGGCCUGGGCGCGUCUUGACCACAAGUUCGACCUAAUGUACGCCAAGCGGGCAUUCGUGCACUGGUACGUGGGCGAGGGCAUGGAGGAGGGAGAGUUUUCUGAGGCCAGGGAAGACAUGGCUGCCCUGGAGAAGGACUACGAAGAGGUGGGCAUCGACUCAUUCGAGGAGGACGGGGAAGAAGGAGAGGAGUAUUAG